AUGUAUCUCCCCUAUCACUACCACGAGGCCGCUGGCAAGAGAGUCGUUGGCGACCCGGCGGAGGACACAACGGCGUUCUUACGGAGGGAAUUGUCCCUCGGCAGCCUGGCCGACAUGCUGAGGCAUCUGGGGUUUGCUGGCGCGAAGCGUCCUGCCAAGCCGCUGCAUUUUCAAAUGGUCUUGAGCAGGGAGAUCAUCGUCGUCGACCGGAUGGACCUGCACCUCCUCUGGACAAACAAGGGAAGACUCUUUGUCAAGCCUGUCCCGCGGUUUCUCCUCGAUCCAGCUUUUUGCCGGACUAACCUACAGUGCCCUGAUGCCUGCCCGUGCGAUACUCCUACAGAGACAUGCCGGACAAACCCGCGGAAAAUCGCCCUCGGCUUCCUUCACACCUACGCCUGUCUUGUAUCGUCAGAAAGUGACUUCCACAUUGCCAAUGAAAAGCGCCUUCUGCCUUGCAGGGAAGAUGGCAAAUCAAUCGAAUGGACUGACUGGAAAACCCUGGCCAGAGAGUUGCUCCGAGCGCACGAGCGCGAACCGAACAUGAUGCACCCACGUUUUCUGCGCGCCGAGCUCCGCCUCUCGCGCAUCAACACCAUCCACCGCUUCACGCGCCUCCCACAUUUCGAUCCCUACCUUCGCAGUCGGUACAACUAUGGAAGCCUCUUCGGCGACAAUCUUGCGUGGAUGGCCAUUGUCACCGUCUUUGCAGUCCUGAUGCUGACUGCGAUGCAGGUCGGCCUCGCGACGGAGCGGUUUAAAGACGACGCCGCCUUCCAGCAGGCAUCGUACGGCUUCACUGUUUUUGCCAUCCUAGGGCCCAUAUGCGUGUUUGGCCUGGUGGUCCUGGGUGCGCUGCUUCAUCUUAUCACGGACCUUCCGUUGCUAUUCGGAAGACAGCGCUCUUGCAGGGAGGCUCACCACACUCUGCACAACACCAAUAUGGAGAUCGCACCCUAA
This is a messenger RNA of Macroventuria anomochaeta, 960 nucleotides long. RefSeq lists its product as uncharacterized. Bases 1 to 960 code for a protein of 319 amino acids. NCBI's taxonomy places the organism in Eukaryota, Fungi, Ascomycota, Dothideomycetes, Pleosporales, Didymellaceae. The record is from RefSeq and is a predicted model, not a curated record. The transcript has a single exon.